AACACCUCUGAAUUGAGCCGAAGUGGCAGUUCAGGUGGCAAAACAGAACCUCUCUUAUCUUCUUAGUAAGAACUACGACGAAGUAACAACAAUGGUGGCGGGAACUGCAACCUUGAAGCUUAGCCUCUCCGCUUUUUCUUCUCCUAUGUCAAAUUUCAGCGCUUCCUCUUCAUUCCCCUCUCUUCUCCCAAUGCGAACCCCUUCUUCUUCUAAACCUCGAUUUCUCAGGAUUUACGCCUUGACCAGCAACGACAUCAAGGUCGGCACUAACCUCGAAGUCGAUGGUGCUCCUUGGCGUGUGUUAGAGUUUCUUCACGUUAAGCCGGGAAAAGGCGCGGCGUUUGUCAGGACCAAGAUGAAGAAUUAUAUUACGGGGAACACGGUGGAGAAAACAUUUAGAGCGGGAAGCUCGAUUGAGCAAGCAGAUGUAUUCAAGGAAACAAAGCAGUUUACAUAUAAAGAUGGUGCUCAAUUUGUCUUCAUGGACUUGAAUACAUAUGAGGAGUUUCGUCUGGGUGAAAAGGAAAUUGGAGACAGAACAAAGUGGCUAAAAGAAGGAAUGGACUGCAAUUUGCUGUUGUGGAAUGGAAAAGUUAUUGAUGUUGAACUCCCUAUCACAAUCAAGCUUGCUGUAGUUGAUGUGGAUCCAGGACUUAAGGGUGACACAGCCCAAGGUGGAACAAAACCAGCCACACUCGACACCGGCGCUGUUGUCAAUGUCCCACUCUUUGUAAAUGUCGGUGAUGAAAUAUUGGUUGAUUCAAGAACUGGGCAGUACAUGAGCCGUGCUUAAGAUUUCACCUCAAAUUUUGUAGUUGAAGUCCUGAGAAUUCUCGUUUAUUUUUUUAUUUUGUAGGAUAUAAUUUACCAAUUGAGAUGGAUUAAGUUCAUUAAGCUUAGCAAUUUGGCUGUGUUUUAUAACACAGUUAAAAUUGUUUGUAGUUUAUUUGCGAAACUGAAGCUCUUGCGGUGCAUAAAGUUUUUAUAAAAAAAAGCCAGCCAUUAUUAACCUUUGUUCCAUUGUUUCUUGCGAUGAACAAGAAAGAAUAAACUGAUACAGUUCAUAGUGU
Glycine soja is the source of this 1070-nucleotide messenger RNA. Its product is annotated as elongation factor P-like. Lineage: Eukaryota; Viridiplantae; Streptophyta; Magnoliopsida; Fabales; Fabaceae. Gene Ontology annotation, biological process: peptide biosynthetic process; translational elongation. Gene Ontology annotation, cellular component: cytoplasm. The record is from RefSeq and is a predicted model, not a curated record. The transcript has 7 exons. Gene Ontology annotation, molecular function: translation elongation factor activity. Bases 92 to 793 code for a protein of 233 amino acids.